AUGCAGAGAUUAAAAAAAGCCUUAGAGUUUAAUUACAUCUUAAUGGUAAACAAGUCGGAUGAAAAUAAAUAAAUAAAUUAAUGUGUUUAAUAAGUGUGUCAUGUAGAAAUCGUGACUAGAUUUAAAGUGACGCUCUCUUGUGGAGACUGUGAACGCAACAGUAAAUAUGUGACGUGUGGGUGGAGCUGUAGGUUCAGACCUGCUGUACCAGCUCUGACUCUGUGAUCGGGGAGUUGUUGCAAAGGAUGCCACCAGUGGAAAACCAUCGCAUGGAAGCAAUGCAGCCAAACGUGUUGAUAUGUUGCUCUUAUUUUUAAUGCAGUUAUUCUAAAUCAUACUUUUACUUCCAUCAGAAGCAAAACCUCAGUAUUUUGGGCCCAUCAGUCGCUUGACCCGGAGGACGACAGACUGAACACAAAAUGCCUGAUAAACUGCCUUCUCCACAAAACUUGCUCUAAACUUCUCUUUAUGGCGUUUCAAAAUGACAGACUCUAACUUGAGGAACGAAAGCAACUAUGGGAUUUAUUUCACUGGCGCUUUCAAUGGAUCUGUACUGGACCAGAUAUUUCCCAACGAAAGCAUCACGACAUGCCCGAACUUCACGAUGGACUCGCAGGUGGUCGGGGUCGGGAUCUUUCUCUCUGUUUUUAUUCUGGUGGCAAUUGUUGGGAACAUUUUGGUCAUCCUGUCUGUGGUGUGCAAUAAACAGUUGCAGACUGUCACAAACUUCUUCAUUGUUAACUUAGCCAUGGCGGACCUGCUGCUGAGCAUCAUCGUGCUGCCUUUCUCUGCCUCUCUGGAGGUUCUGGGGUGCUGGGUGUUCGGCCGGGUGUUCUGUAACAUUUGGGCAGCGGUGGAUGUGCUCUGCUGCACCGCAUCCAUCCUCAGCCUCUGCGUCAUCUCCAUCGACAGGUACAUAGGUGUCAAACACUGCCUUAAAUACCCCACUAUAAUGACAGAGAAAAAAGCAGUUGCUAUUUUAUUGCUAGUUUGGGUUUCGUCCACUGUCAUCUCUGUCGGACCGCUGCUGGGAUGGAAGGAACCGCCGCCUGUGGAUGACAGGAUCUGCAGCAUCACAGAGGAGCCGGGCUACGCGCUCUUCUCCUCGCUCUUCUCUUUCUACCUCCCGCUCAUGGUCAUCCUCUUCAUGUAUUUUCGGGUCUACGUGGUGGCCCGCAGGACUACCAAGAGCCUAGAAGCGGGCGUCAAACGGGAGAGAAACAAGUCGAUGGAAGUGGUCCUCCGGAUUCACUGUCGCAGCGUGCUGGAGGACGCGCGCCCGAGCUCCAGCUCCAAAAGCAGCAAGAACCACCCGUUCCGAAGUUCCCUGUCAGUGCGGCUGAUGAAGUUCUCCAGGGAGAAGAAGGCUGCGAAAACACUCGCUAUCGUUGUGGGGAUGUUCAUCUUGUGCUGGCUGCCUUUUUUCUUCUUUCUGCCCAUGGGUGCCUUCUUCCCGGCAAUGAGGCCAUCCGAAACUGUAUUCAAAGUGAUCUUCUGGUUGGGCUACUUCAACAGCUGCAUCAACCCCAUGAUCUACCCUUGCUCCAGCAAAGAGUUCCAGCGGGCCUUCACUCGCCUCCUCAGGUGCCAGUGUCACCAAAGACAGAGGGUCCUGCGUCGCUUCUACAACCAGAGGUGGCGAACAGCUGUCAAGGGAAUGACAAAGGAUCAGAGUGGAGACUGUAAGCCCAGCUACACUGUGCACGAAUCCUGUGGCAGCUCUUUGUUACACAAGGGGAAAGGGCGCUCGCUCAGUUUUAAGAGAUGGAGUCUGUUUCCACCUCUGCAAAAAUCCUCCUUCCAGCUCAAAGAGAAAGUGAACAAUCUGUCAAAUAAAAUCAAGGCAGGGCCAGGAAAAGGAACCACACCUGCAGUGGGCCGGAUUGAUAUAGUAGACACGGUCUCUAUGGGGAUUUACAACUCCUGUGAGCAGAGCACAUAUCAGUUCUAUGAUCUGGCAGACUGCUAUGGCCUGAAAGAGACUGACAUUUAGAGUGGCCACCAGAGAAUUUUUUAUUUAUUUUCAAAGGGCCAUAUUGGACCAACAUGCAAGAAAGACUGUGAUAGGAUGUAACUUUGUGUCCACAAAACAUCUGAGAAUGCUUGAUGAAAGCUGAGGACUGAGAAUGAUGGCUUGAUCCCAGCACAAACAGGACUAAAACUUUAUCUUGAUCCCUCAUUCCUGUCAUGUUUAUUUAGAUGAAACAUCUUGUGAGCUGCUUAAAGACACUUUUAUUGAAAGUGGACACAGUAGCCAACUUCUUGGACUUGUUGACUGCUGUCACUUGGAAACACUGAGCAUGGACCUUACACAGAACACAGUCGGCAGGCGUACUCACUUUCGUCAAGAAAUUCAACAUAAGCCUCAUAUUUACUGCUUAUCUCUUUAAAUUUUAUAUCGAACAGUCUCUAUGUCUUCAGCUAUUUGCCAGCAGACAUUAUGUGAUGACUGUUUUGUUUGAUAUUCAGCUGAUUUUAAACAAAAACAAAACUACAACUGUAAAGGAUUGGAACAAAUAUUUUGAAAACUCUGAAAUUAGAGUUCAAUUUUUUUUUAUUGUUGCCAGAAUGUCUGGAUUAAAUGAAAUGUAAUAUGAUAUUUCAUCUGCCAUUUUCUGUUUUGACAAGGCAUUGUAAAGAUAAGAAGCCGGUUAAGAAUAAAGAUGCUGCACAGUAUUUAUUCUAACUGUUGGAUUUAUGAGUUAAUUUUACAUUGAUAUGUACACUUUGAAUAAAAACCCAUGUGUCUUCUUGGCCUACCUAAGUGUAAUUUGUGUUGACAAGUGAGUGCUAAUGUGAAAUGAACAUGCUUUUUUUUUUUCUAUUUUCUGAUGUUAUGUUUGUUUCUGUAAAAUGAAAAGA
Messenger RNA from Centropristis striata (black sea bass), 2862 nucleotides. It is a transcript of the gene adra1d, whose product is annotated as adrenoceptor alpha 1D. Gene Ontology annotation, biological process: adenylate cyclase-activating adrenergic receptor signaling pathway; cell-cell signaling; phospholipase C-activating G protein-coupled receptor signaling pathway. The record is from RefSeq and is a predicted model, not a curated record. Gene Ontology annotation, molecular function: alpha1-adrenergic receptor activity. The coding region runs from base 482 to 1993 and encodes 503 amino acids. Lineage: Eukaryota; Metazoa; Chordata; Actinopteri; Perciformes; Serranidae. Gene Ontology annotation, cellular component: membrane. The transcript has 3 exons.